Molecule: messenger RNA, 945 nt
Organism: Temnothorax curvispinosus
Lineage: Eukaryota; Metazoa; Arthropoda; Insecta; Hymenoptera; Formicidae
Gene: mRpL46
Product: 39S ribosomal protein L46, mitochondrial
Exons: 4
Coding region: 92-922 (276 amino acids)
Cellular component (GO): mitochondrial large ribosomal subunit
Molecular function (GO): structural constituent of ribosome
Source: RefSeq, a predicted model, not a curated record
CUCGAACGGUCGAGGCAUCGAAACGCUCGACAGGCAUCGUAGCGACUGGUAGCGACUGUUUUUGUUAGGUUAUGAGACAACCGUAUUAAAGAUGUUCAAACAGAUUCUCCGAUCCGGGCCCGGACAUAAUUUAAAUCAGAUUUUACCGGUUACGUCAAAAAAGGCUGCCACGAUAUGUUCGAACGUGAUUCAAUGUCGGGACACUCGGACGUUUGGUACUGCCGCAGCUACGAAAAAAUGGGAUUUGUACAGCGCUGUCUGUUUAGAACGUCAUCCGGUUAUAACGCAGUCGAUGCAAGAAAUAGAACUGAAGUUUCAUGACAUGUUAAGGAAAGUGGAGUAUGAAAAUAGUCUAAAGUGCGAUUAUGAAUUGAAAAAGGAAAGAGAGGAGAAGCAGAAGAAGUCAACCGAUGUGGACGACGCAGAUAUUUUAGUGCAAACUGCGCAGGACUUUGAGGAUAGUUAUCAAGAGGAAUUUAAAAAUUUUAAAUUUGCGCCAAGAGUUACGAAAUUUGAUGAACAAAAUGUAACGUCGUCUUUAAAACGUAAAUUGGACAAAAAUUUGCUGUUAUUGGUGCAACAGAAAGUAGGUGAUUUACAUUAUUGGAUACCUCCCCAAGAUAUUCGAAAGGAAGGAGAGACCAUGAGACAAACUGCGGAGAGAAUAUUACAAGAUACAUGUGGUGCAACAAUAAAAGUGAAGUUUUAUGGAAAUGCACCUAUUGGAUUCUAUAAAUAUAAAUAUCCUAAGAAGCUUUGCGAGCAAGGAAGUUAUGGUGCUAAAAUAUUUUAUUUCUUAGCCAAAUAUAUGGAUGGAGAUAUCACCAACAAUGUAAAAUACCAGUGGUUAGAUCACGAAGAAUUACAAAAAGUAUUACCUACUCGAGUACAACAGAGUAUUUCACAAUUUAUGUUUACGUAAAGAAUAAUAUAAAAUAUUGAACU